This is a messenger RNA of Trichomycterus rosablanca, 1782 nucleotides long. It is a transcript of the gene maoa, whose product is annotated as monoamine oxidase. Lineage: Eukaryota; Metazoa; Chordata; Actinopteri; Siluriformes; Trichomycteridae. Gene Ontology annotation, cellular component: mitochondrion. Gene Ontology annotation, molecular function: primary methylamine oxidase activity; flavin adenine dinucleotide binding. Bases 41 to 1609 code for a protein of 522 amino acids. The transcript is spliced from 15 exons. The record is from RefSeq and is a predicted model, not a curated record.
CGGACUGUUCUCACACAGAGAAGAGAGAUCACACUGAGGCAUGGCAGCCAACACGUACGAUGUGGUUGUUAUUGGGGCCGGCAUUUCAGGACUGAGUGCAGCCAAGCUGCUGGUGGAAAGUGGCUUAAACCCUGUGGUCUUGGAGGCCAGAGAUCGUGUUGGUGGAAGAACCUUUACCGUUCAGAAUAAACAGGCUAAAUGGGUGGACUUGGGCGGAGCAUACAUCGGGCCCACUCAGAACCGAAUUCUGCGCAUAGCCAAGCAGUACGGGGUUCAGACCUACAAAGUCAACGAGCAGGAGUCCCUGAUUCACUAUGUGAAGGGCAAAUCAUACCCCUUCAAAGGGCCUUUCCCCCCAGUAUGGAACCCAUUUGCUUUUAUGGACUACAACAACCUCUGGAGGACGAUGGACAAGAUGGGUAUGGAGAUUCCAAACGAAGCUCCUUGGAAGGCCCCACAUGCUGAAGAGUGGGAUAAGAUGACCAUGAAAGAGUUUUUUGACAAGGUUUGCUGGACAAGUGCCGCUCGCCGCUUUGCUACGCUGUUUGUCAAUGUAAACGUUACCUCAGAACCUCAUGAGGUCAGCUUACUCUGGUUCCUCUGGUAUGUGAAACAGUGUGGAGGCACCAUGAGGAUUUUCUCCACCACCAAUGGAGGCCAGGAGCGGAAGUUUGUGGGAGGCUCGAGUCAGAUCAGUGAGUGCAUGGCAGGAGAGUUGGGCGAUCGAGUCAAACUGCAGAGUGCUGUGUGCAGCAUUGACCAAACUGGAGACAUGGUGGUAGUCAAGACCAUUACUGAGGAGACAUACAAGGCAAAAUAUGUGAUCCUUGCCAUACCACCAGGACUAAAUCUGAAGAUCCAUUUUAACCCUGAAUUCCCUCCCCUGAGGAAUCAACUCAUUCACAGAGUACCCAUGGGCUCAGUCAUCAAGUGCAUGGUUUACUACAGAGAAAAUUUUUGGAUAAAAAAAGGCUUUUGUGGAAGCAUGGUGAUCGAAGAUGAAGAGGCACCAAUCGGCCUGACUUUGGAUGACACUAAGCCUGAUGGAACAGUGCCAGCUAUUAUGGGUUUCAUCCUUGCACGCAAAAGCAGAAGGUUGGCAGGGCUCACAAGGGAGGAAAGAAAAAAGAGGAUCUGUGAAAUUUAUGCUCGUGUCCUAGGCGCCGAGGAAGCUUUGCAUCCUGUACAUUAUGAAGAGAAGAACUGGUGUGAAGAAGAAUAUUCUGGUGGCUGCUACACCGCCUACUUUCCCCCUGGCAUUCUGACACAGUUUGGCAAAGUGCUGAGGGAGCCCGUGGGCAGGUUGUACUUUGCAGGCACUGAGACGGCCACAGAGUGGAGUGGCUACAUGGAGGGAGCUGUACAGGCUGGAGAGAGAGCAGCCAGAGAGAUUAUGUGUGAAAUGGGAAGACUUCAUUCAAGUCAAAUUUGGCAGACAGACCCAGAGUCGCCGGAUGUCCCUGCACUGCCGUUUGUCACCACUUUCUGGGAGAGAAACUUGCCAUCUGUCGGAGGAUUUCUCAAGUUCUUGGGCAUGUCUUCAUUCUUGACAAUCGCCUCUGUAGCGGGUGUAGUAGCCUACAAAAAGGGACUCCUACCCAGGAGCUAGAGUGUACAUUGUGUGUCACUGCGCUUGGCUGAGACCGAUGUCUCCAUUUAGUAUACUUAUCAAGCCUCUGGUACUGACAAGGCACAAUCUCACGUCAUUUAGUAAUGAGAUUUUAAUAUUCAGUUCAUAUCACCCACGCUAUUUCAGCAAUCACUAGGACAUGAUGGGUUGGU